Messenger RNA from Cyclopterus lumpus (lumpfish), 5297 nucleotides. RefSeq names its product supervillin c (gene svilc). Gene Ontology annotation, molecular function: phosphatidylinositol-4,5-bisphosphate binding; actin filament binding. The record is from RefSeq and is a predicted model, not a curated record. The coding region runs from base 19 to 4950 and encodes 1643 amino acids. Gene Ontology annotation, biological process: cytoskeleton organization; actin polymerization or depolymerization; actin filament severing. The transcript has 33 exons. Gene Ontology annotation, cellular component: actin cytoskeleton; cytoplasm. NCBI's taxonomy places the organism in Eukaryota, Metazoa, Chordata, Actinopteri, Perciformes, Cyclopteridae.
UGAAUCCUCCCGAGGGACAUGGACGCCAUGGAGAACCCAGUCCUGGAGCCCAGGGCCGAGCGGAUCGCUCGCUAUAAAGCUGAGAGGAGGCGAGAACUGGCCGAACGCUUUGGCAACAUGGAGGAGCUGCCCUCCAACUGCGUGAGGAGGGAUGGUAGAGAGGGGCCCGACCCAGCGACCGAAGCCCACAGAGGGACUUUGAACUCAGAUGGCCGCAGUGAAAGUGUGAACGGCGGGACGCGAGGGGUUACAAAUGGAUUAGAGGAUCCUGCAGAGUCCAACCCCUUGAGAAGGCAGGGUUCCCCGGACUCUGCCAGCAUGCUGAGUGGGGAGGGGCACCUCGUCCCUCUUGGACUCGAUGCCCCGCAGCUCCACACUCGAGUGUCGGUGGGCCAGUUGAGAAGUGCUCUUCUGCAGCAGAGCGGCAGCGGAGGGCAGUCCGACAAAGUUUGCCCUGACGCUGGGCGAGCCACGUCCUCUCUGGAUCUGGCUGUGAAGCCGGGCUCUGAGGGGGGGCGGCGACGCUCCCGGCGUUACCUCCCCGGCGGGUCAGGUGGUGGUGGUCGCAAGAUGAGCGAACGCUUCAAGACGCAGCCGAUCACAGCCAAUGAGAUGGAGGAGAGCAGCGGGCUGUUGGACGCGGAGGAAGGGGAGAACUGUAAAGCUGAUGUGAAAACAGACGACAGAGCCAAAAUGAGUGUGGCAGCCAAGAUGUCGUUGUUUAAAGAGCUGGAGAAGUCUGCUGCGCCCGAGGCCUCGGCCUUCCUCAAGCCUCGCUCGGGCAGCCUCUGUCAUGAACGCAAGGUGCGCCGUGGCAACGACCAACGGUUUCUAACUCAGCCAAUCACCUGUGAGGAAAUCGUGGCAAUCAGGACCCCCAAACCAGCACCACCAGUGGAGUCCCAGUCUGUGAGUCAGGCUGAGUCAGUGGAGGAUGUCGACGAGAGCAGCAAGCUGACCAUGAGCGAGAAGCUGGCCCUGUUCAACAAACUCUCCCUGCAGAGGGACUGCCCUGCUGACGGGCCCCCAGAGAGACGAAGGCAGAAGGGGGCUCGGUACCGAACGCAGCCCAUUACUGUGGAGGAGGUCAGCCUGCUCCAAAAAGGCCCUGUGCAGCUUCCCGGCUUCUGUUUGUCCUCUCAUCUGUCGGACAGACAGCAGGCCUCGUCUGUCAACCUCAAACCCAGUGAGAUCCGCUUUUCCCAACCGAGAACCGACACUGGUCCUGAGCCCGGUGGCUCUACCCAGCAGAGCCUCGAGCACCACGACUCUGAGCCAGUCUUGAGAGGAAUCCUGAAGAAGAGCUGCUCCGGAGUCUCACAGUGGAGCAGGAAGGAGAACGGCCAGACGGACGCACCUUCCGGCCACGAACAGAAUGGUGGCGGCUGUGAAGAAGCGGCGAUGCAAUUGAGGAGGGGGAGCGCAGAGCUGCAGGAAAUGUCUGCUGCAGCACCACGGAGAGAGAGAGUACAGGCUCCAGGUGGGGAGGGAGGCUCACUGGCUGCCACUCCCUGGAGGCAGAGGGCUCGAAUCAGGAGGGAAACCAUUACCUGUACACCGAUAAGAGCCUCGUCGGAGCAGGACGCUCCUCAGGAGGAGAGGUCCUGCCAGACAAAGCUGCCGGUACAGCUGGUUUCCUCUGUGGAUCACAGCUCGGAUACAACUGGGAGAGUUCGACGGCCGAAUGAGGAAGAGGGUGUGAGGAGGAUGAAUAAGGAAACGACGGCCGCGGGACAAGUUCAGGUCACACUGGUAGAUGGCAACGUUAAACUGCAGGAGGCAACCAACACCAGCAGAAGUAAGGAAGAGGCAGAACACCUUCACGUGGAGAGUGUCAAUCCUCACUGCUGGGAACCCGUCUUUGCCUCUGUCUAUUCUAGCAGUACACCCCAAUAUAUCAUGUGUUUCAAUCAGAGAAAUCUGUCUUUUGAGGCACAAGAAGUCUCCUCUUCUCCCAAAGACCGGAUUCCGCCUCAGCGGAGACAGAAGAGGGCGGAGGAUGAGAUGGACGAAGUUGAGGAAAUGAAUACAGAGCAGGAAAGUAAGGCGCAAGGGAUGAACAAGAGAGGAUCUCCAGAAUCAGAUGGAAAUGACACAUAUCAUAACGAGGAACACUGUGAAGCUCCAACAUGCUCAUAUGAAGAAACCCCCACGCAGUCUUUGGAGUUUGAAGUUCCACAGAGCUCUCGGCUCUCAGUGGCUCCACUUGAUGUGAGGGAGGAGACGCCUGUGGAUGGAUCAAACGCGCCCGCUGCUCAGUCCCCUCCCUCCGCCUGCGCCCCCCCACCAUGUGGAGAUGUCGCUGCUGCAGAGCCUGAGCAGGACCUGGGUGUCCUCUGCCAAACCAACACACCCAUACUGACCUCAUCAGUAGCAGAGCACAGGCGGUCCGUCCGUCCGUCCCGUCGGACUCAGGGCUCCAGAAACCCUCUUCGGGCUCUUGCUGCCCGGGAGGACAUCAGACAGGACUACAUGGGAGAGAUGCUCGACACCACGGCUGCUGAGGAGAGCUCCCAAGCAGAGAAGAAGUCCAAGAACUCCUCGGUGGCAGAUUCACACGUUUCCACAUCAGAAGACUUCAUCUGCUCCCCUCCCUUCAACAGCCUGAUGCUCAUUCACAUCAAAGGUAGGCGGCAUGUCCAGGUGCGUCUGGUGGAGCCGUCGGUGCAGUCGCUGAACAGUGGAGACUGCUUCCUGCUGGUCACUGCGGAGCAUUGCAUCCUGUGGAGCGCAGAGUUUGCCAAUGAACAAGAGAAAGCCAAGGCCUCUGAACUGGCCUCGUCUAUCCAGAGUCAUCAGGAUCUCGGCUGUCAGGCCUCCCAGGUGGUCCACCUGGAGGAGGGGCUAAACUGUGACGGCAGCCUGGCUGCAGACUUCUGGAGGCUUCUCGGGGGAAGGAGACAAUACAGGGGUGCCAGUGCAGAAGAGGAGGAUGAGCUCUAUGAGUGCGGCGUGGUGGAGUCCAACUGUGUGUACAGGCUGGUGGAGAACAGACUGGUGCCCCAUGAACAGGCCUGGGCCUGUGUCCCCCGUAUCUCCCUGCUGGGCUCCACUGAGGCCCUGGUGUUUGAUUUCGGCAGUGAGGUGUACCUGUGGCUUGGACAGGAUGUUUCCCUCGGCAAGAGGAACAUCGCGCUCCAGCUGACUCACCAAGUGUGGGUCGCAGCUUACGACUACAGCAACUGUCGCGUCAAUCCACUGGAUCCCACGCGGUGCAACCCAAACACACAGCAGAAGGGGGAGGGGCGUCCCAGCUGGGCGUUGUUCGGUUGCGUCUCGGAGCACAACGAGACGGCUCUGUUCAGAGAGAAGUUCCUGGACUGGACGGGUGGGAAAGGAGGCCCGGAGGAAGCUGCUGCAGUGAGCAAGGAGACACAGCCCGUCCCAUCCUCCCAGUUUGUGUCUCCAGCUUCAGAUGUCCUGAGCGCCUGUGACGCCAAGGCUCUGGUGUCGGCUCAGUCUCUGGGAGGGGACGGCUUGGUCCGUAACGUGUUGGCUGGGGUGGACGUCCAGAGGGGGCACGGGGCCAUCACGCUGGAGCAAGGAUGCCAGAUGGACCUGAACACGGUUGCUGUGGACACUUGGCACGUCCAGGAGUUUGAUGACAGUGAGAUUCCCGUGGAGAGCACCGGACAGCUUCACGAAGGAGACUCCUACGUCAUCCGCUGGAAGUACAGCAGCAUCACCGCUGUCGAAAAGACAAACAGCCCUGAUGAAUGUAGCAAAAGUCCCGGGCCAAGAGAAAACACUGCCUUCUUCCUGUGGCGGGGCCGUCACUCCAGUGUCAGCGGGCGGGACACCGCUGCUUUCCUGUCCAUUGGGAUGAACAACCACGAAGAGUCACAGGUGGUGGUACUUCAGGGAAAGGAACCUCCCUGUUUUCUGCAGCUUUUCCAGGGAGGCCUGGUCAUUCACAAGGGAAAGCGAGAGGAGGCCUGCACUAAUGCAGCAGAGUGGCAUCUGUUCUGUGUGCGCGGUGAGCUCCCAGAGGAAGGCUCCCUGUUGGAGGCGGACUGCUGCUGUGCAGGUCUGAGGUCCAGGGGCUCUGUCGUCCUGCUCAAUAGCCAGCAGGGAGUGCUGUAUCUCUGGACUGGCUGCAAAGCUUCAAGCAGCUCCAGAGAGGUUAGCAAGAGGGCAGUGGAGCGUCUCACUCAAAUGUGUCCGCCCGAGUUGGGUCUCAGCCAAAGCAGCCCUGUGGCGGUGCAGCUAGUGGAGGAAGGUUCAGAGCCUGCAGGCUUCUGGACAGCCCUGGGGCAAAUGGACAGGAAGGCCUACGACUGCAUGCUGCAAGAUCCAGGAAAGUAUAACUUCACGCCUCGUCUCUUCCACAUGAGCGCCUCCUCUGGGAGUUUCCAGGCCGAAGAGCUACAGAGUCCAUCGCGGCUGCCGGGACUCGUGAUGGCAGCACCCUUUGUCCAGGAGAGUCUGUACUCUGUACCGCAGCCGGCCUUGUUCCUGCUGGACAACCGUCUGGAGGUCUACCUGUGGCAGAGCGGUCGGCCCGAGCAGACGGAGAGCUCGGCUUCGGCCUGGAGCUGCUGGCACGACGAGAGGAGGUGUGCCAUGCAGACGGCACUGCAGUACUGCAAAGAGAUGAACCCAAGACGCCCACCGCAGGCUUACCUCAUAUUUGAGGGUUUAGAACCUCUCACCUUCACUAACGUGUUCCCCCGCUGGGAGAGGAGCCUCGGACCCCACACACGGGCCAAUGCGGGGCGGGUUAAGCUGACCUUGGUGCAGGACGCCCUGGCCCAGCUCAUGAAGAACCAGUACCCUCUGGAGGAGCUGCUGCGGAGCCCAUUACCUGAAGGAGUGGACCCCCAGCGCCUGGAAGUCUACCUGUCUGAUCAAGACUUUCAGACUAUUUUGGAAAUGAAGAGAGAUGAAUAUGCUUCCCUCCCAGACUGGAAGCAAAUUGAUCUGAAGAAAAGCAAAGGGCUGCUUUGCUAGACAGCGAAAACAAAUGGAGGCUGACUGGCGCUCCGGCAGCAGGGACUUCCUCUGAGGAGGAGAGAUGGCGGGGGAGGAGGGGUGUAUCGGCACCGUGCUGCUGCACAAAGGACGGCUUACAAAGUUAUAAAUUCACUUUUAUUGAUGUCAAACUAGUAAGAGUGUGUGAACUCUUUAUCAGACAAGGAUUUCUCUGUAGCUGUUGUUCAGAGCAAAAAACAAAAACACAUUUUCCUAUUCAAUUUUAUCUGUACAAAUCGAUGAAAGAUAAAAAGAAAAGGCGUGUGGGAGUGAAGGAAAGACAUCGGGAUGAAGUUGGGAAAACAAAGAAGUGCAUACAAAAAAAA